Molecule: messenger RNA, 2668 nt
Organism: Monopterus albus (swamp eel)
Lineage: Eukaryota; Metazoa; Chordata; Actinopteri; Synbranchiformes; Synbranchidae
Gene: klhl18
Product: kelch-like family member 18
Exons: 10
Coding region: 148-1944 (598 amino acids)
Molecular function (GO): protein binding
Source: RefSeq, a predicted model, not a curated record
UUUUAUCCUUAAAAAAUCGAACUGAAUCCAUUUUAAGAUGAGUUUAAACCAUAAAAUGUGUAAAACUUGAAAGGGUAUAAAACACCUUCCGUACAGGCUGCACCUAUGUGAAGUCAAGGGUUUGACGGUGUCAUUUAUUGUGAAAUUAUGGCCGGAAGUCGCUUGGUGUACGGUGGCCCGGUGGGCUCAGUUCGUGCCGCUCCGCCGCUCCUACUGACGAUGGGCGACGUUCUCUGCGAAGAGCUCGAGGAUUUGGUUCAUUUUUCAGUGCACGACCUGCCGGCACGGGGCUAUGUCGUCAUGGAGGAGAUCCGACGUCAAGGGAAACUCUGUGAUGUCACGCUCAAGGCCGGGGAUCAUAAGUUCAGUGCUCACCGGAUUGUGCUGGCGGCCUCCAUCCCGUACUUUCACGCCAUGUUCACCAACGACAUGAUGGAGUGUAAACAGGAUGAGAUCCUGAUGCAGGGCAUGGACCCCAGUGCUCUGGAGGCUCUGAUAAACUUCGCGUACAGCGGCCAUGUUGCUAUCGACCAGCAGAACGUUCAGUCUCUUCUGAUUGGCUCAAGUUUCCUGCAGCUGCAGAACGUGAAAGAUGCCUGCUGCUCUUUCCUGCAGGAGAGGUUACAUCCGAAGAACUGUCUGGGCGUCCGUCAGUUUGCAGAGACCAUGAUGUGUACGACUUUGUAUGACUCUGCCAGCAGCUUCCUGCACCAGCACUUUGUGGAGGUUUCGUUAUCAGAAGAGUUUCUGGGCUUAAGGACAGAGGAGGUGCUAGAGCUGGUCAGCUGUGAUGAACUCAAUGUUAAAGCAGAGGAGCAGGUGUUUGAGGCGGUGCUGGCCUGGGUUCAUCAUGACCGGAACAGGAGGGAGUCGUUUCUGCCCGAGCUCCUGUCAAAGAUCAGACUUCCUCUGUGUCGACCUCAAUUCCUGUCAGACCGAGUCCAGCAGGAUGAACUCGUACGCUGUUGCCAUAAAUGCAGAGAUCUGGUGGAUGAAGCCAAAGAUUUCCAUCUGAUGCCGGAGCGUCGUCCUCACCUUCCCGCCUUCAAAACCAGACAGAGGUGCUGCACAUCCAUCACAGGACUCAUCUAUGCGGUGGGAGGACUCAACAGCUCAGGUGACUCCUUAAAUGUGGUUGAAGUGUUUGAUCCAAUCGGGAACUUCUGGGAGCGCUGUCAGCCAAUGAAGACAGCUCGCAGCAGAGUGGGUGUGGCCGUCGUUAACGGGCUGCUGUAUGCUAUGGGCGGAUACGAUGGCCAAUCACGGCUCAGCACGGUGGAGGUUUACAACCCUGAGACAGACAGUUGGACACCUGUGUCUAGCAUGAUCAGCCAGCGCAGCGCCAUGGGAACGGUCGUGAUUGAUGGACAUAUCUACGUUUGCGGCGGCUACGAUGGAAAAUCAUCCCUGAACUCGGUGGAGUGUUACUCUCCAGAGACCGACAGGUGGACGGUGGUGACGGAGAUGAGUGCAAGUCGCAGUGCUGCAGGUGUGACGGUGUUUGAUGGACGUAUCUUUGUCUCCGGCGGCCAUGACGGUUUACAGAUCUUCAACACGGUGGAGUACUACAACCACCACACCAACUGUUGGCACCCAGCGGCACCCAUGUUGAACAAGCGCUGUCGUCACGGGGCAGCGUCUCUGGGCAGCUACAUGUAUGUAGCGGGGGGUUACGAUGGGUCAGGCUUUCUGAGUGGGGCUGAAGUGUUCAGCUCAGUGUCAGGGCAGUGGAGCCUCCUAGUGGCCAUGAACACGCGGCGCAGCAGAGUGUCUCUGGUGUCCACAUCAGGCCGCCUGUACGCCAUAGGGGGGUAUGAUGGACAGUCCAACCUCAGUUCUGUGGAGAUGUAUAACCCUGACACCAACCGCUGGACUUUCAUGACCCCCAUGGUCUGCCACGAGGGGGGUGUCGGUGUCGGCUGCAUCCCCCCGCAGCCUGCCUAAUCCGCCAGUCAGAGGCUGAGGAUGGAUGCAUUACUGAUGGCUGCAGGCGGGGCGGAGGCGCCCUCCAGUUGUGUUCACUGAGCUUUAUCGGUACUUUGGCUCAGACGAGCACACUGAUGCCAGGCCUGUGGAAUUAUGGGUAAAAACUGUAGAGCUAGUCUGUGUAGGCUAGCUGCUAGCAUUGUGAUACUAGCACGUGUGGACCAAUUACUGAUAAAUUUUGAUGUUGUACUUGAAAACCACCAACAGGAAGUGACUUCCUUUCCAAACAAACAAAGCUGCUGACUUGAAACAUGGUGACUGACCCUGAUCUGUUUUCUCGGACCAGGUUCACUGGAAUGUCUUAUUGAUCAUCUGUAAUCAAAGAGUGUGACAGACAGGAAGACAAAAGGGAGCGUCUGAAGCACAAAGAGGGAAAAUCUGGUUUUAUUCAAUUUGUAUAAGCUCAAACUCCUGUCAGCGCCCCCCCCAGAGGCUGCACACUUUAUUACAGGUGGAUGAGUUAUCUGCUGUUUGUCCUGAAGGUGGCGUCACAGUGAGACAGUGGAGGCCAUCCUGUGGGGAGCAGGGGAUUCGAUGUGUCCGUACGUGGUGGCGAGUGUUGCUCUCUGCAUUCAGACACAUCACACAGGGAGUUGGGAGCAAGACCUUCACUGUGCUCCUUGGUGAUUUAACUCAUUUUAGCCUUGGUGACAGGAUCUGCUCUGUAACACACCUGCACCUU